Molecule: messenger RNA, 507 nt
Organism: Pipistrellus nathusii (Nathusius's pipistrelle)
Lineage: Eukaryota; Metazoa; Chordata; Mammalia; Chiroptera; Vespertilionidae
Source: the annotation of a GenBank genome assembly
AUGUGUAAAGCUUCUAUGCGCUUGGAAGGAUCUGUCAUCAAUAGCCAGGCAGGGCAAGAAGUCCUCUCAGAUUUGAGGGGAGCCAUGAGCCGUUUCCUGAAUGUGUUACGAAGCUGGUUGGUGAUGGUGUCCAUUAUAGCCAUGGGGAACACGCUUCAGAGCUUCCGAGACCACACCUUUCUCUAUGAAAAGCUCUACACCGGCAAGCCACACCUGGUGAAUGGCCUCCAAGCUCGGACCUUUGGGAUCUGGACGCUGCUCUCUUCAGUGAUCCGAUGCCUCUGUGCCAUCGACAUCCACAACAAAACGCUCUACCACAUCACGCUCUGGACCUUCCUCCUCGCCCUGGGGCACUUCCUCUCUGAGCUGUUUGUGUACGGGACCGCGGCUCCCACAAUCGGCGUCCUGGCUCCCCUGAUGGUGGCAAGUUUCUCAAUUCUGGGGAUGCUCUUUGGGCUCCGGUACCUAGAAGUAGAACCCGUAUCCAGACAGAAGAAGAGAAACUGA